UGCUCCUGAAGCCACAAGCCCGUCUUUACUUGCAUUCAGGCAGAGGAUAGAAGAAGAAUGUCCACCAGUCCACUUGACUGCCAUGAUGGGCUGCAAAACUCUGUCCGAGCUGCGGAGCUGCGCCCUGGUGUGCAAGCACUGGUACCGCUGCCUCCACGGCGACGAGAACAGCGAGGUGUGGCGGAGCCUGUGCGCCCGCAGCCUGGCAGAAGAGGCUCUGCGCACGGACAUCCUCUGCAACCUGCCCAGCUACAAGGCCAAGGUACGAGCUUUCCAACAUGCCUUCAGCACAAAUGACUGCUCCAGGAAUGUCUAUAUCAAGAAGAAUGGCUUUACUUUGCAUCGGAACCCCAUCGCUCAGAGCACCGAUGGUGCAAGGACCAAGAUUGGUUUCAGUGAGGGCCGCCACGCCUGGGAAGUAUGGUGGGAGGGCCCUUUGGGCACUGUGGCAGUGAUAGGAAUUGCUACGAAACGGGCUCCUAUGCAGUGCCAAGGUUAUGUGGCAUUGCUGGGGAGUGACGACCAGAGCUGGGGCUGGAAUCUGGUGGACAAUAAUCUACUACAUAAUGGGGAAGUCAAUGGCAGUUUUCCACAGUGCAACAAUGCACCAAAAUAUCAGAUAGGAGAGAGAAUCCGAGUCAUCUUGGACAUGGAAGAUAAGACUUUAGCUUUUGAGCGUGGGUAUGAGUUCCUGGGGGUUGCCUUUCGAGGACUUCCAAAGGCCUGCUUAUACCCAGCAGUGUCUGCUGUAUAUGGCAACACAGAAGUGACUUUGGUUUAUCUUGGAAAACCUUUGGAUGGAUGACAGUGGCUUUCUGGGAAGAAGGACAGUGGAGAAGAGAUCUACUUUGGAAAGUAGAGCCAUGAAGUGAUAGUAUCAUGUGUGCAUGCCCAAGGAACAUCCUGAAAACACGUGGAGUUGAGAACUGGAGAAGAAACUGUACAACAGCGAUCAUCUUAGUGUUUCCUCUUUCCACUGGGCCAGAAAAAUCCUCAGGGUUGCAGUUGGUUGAGUGGGCAGUUGACAUGUGCAUGUUGCCGCAGAUUCUUCUCUACAUUAGCAGUGUGUUACUCCAGCUCAAAGAUGAGGUGUAGAGAUGCUUAGAAGGGAGCCGCAGGAUUUUGGGUAGUUUUCUGAAGAAGGUACAGUCCCAUCUUACAACUGCCUGUUCUUCCUCCAGUCCCUUUACUUCUAGCCAGCUUGACUUAGAAAGUAUGAAACUGGCUGGGUUUUAUUUAAUAUUUUUUAAUAUAUUGAGAAGCAUGGUCUGCCUGGACUGCACUUCUCUAGCAAUGAGAAAUAAAAUUGUGCAGCUAUUUUAAAAGUUGUAUAUAUAAUGUGUGUAAAAACUGUAAAGGAAAAAAAAAACCAAAAGGACAAAGGGAUUGCUUUGUUCUAAUUCAGUUUCUUAAAAAUCACUACAUGGUACAAAACUAGAGUGAUAUUUGGGGACAGUAGGGUAAUACAAAGAAGAGGAGACAUGUUGUACUAACUCAUUUGUGUUUGGGCUUAUAGUCCAUGGCUGUAACAGAAUUAUGGUAAAUGUUCCUCAGCAGGCUAAUUUCCUCAGCUGGCUAAAGACUGGGGAAAUUGAGCUACUUAUAAUUAUGCAUCUGCCAGCAAGGCUGAUGCAGACGUAAUAGGAAUGUGAGUCUCUUGGCAUUUGGCUUUAGUUUUUGGCCUUCUGAGAAAACUGGUCUCCACACAGAACAGUACCAACUGCUCUUACAGUACUCAGUAUGAGCACUAUUAGAAUAAACCCUAGAACACAUGGUCAACAGUUCUUUUAUUUUCUAACUUUAUAAUGCUGUAGAUGUUAUGAAGAAUUUUUAAUUUCAUAUUGUUUACAUUAUACAACAAUCAAAGCCUCUGAAUCUCCACUGGGGCUGUCAACAAAAUGUUUACUCACCCACUUGAAACAGCGCCAGCCAGAACCCCGUUAAGAGUGUUCUUGAUCACCUAGGUAUUGACCCAUGGGAUUUAAUGCUAAAAACUUAGGCUGGCAACAAUUGGAAAGUUUCAUUGGAAAGGGUUAAACAUGGUCUCCUAUUUUGACCCAUAAACCUUCUCGUUAAUACUCUCUGAAAUUAAUAAUUCAACACACAUGAGCUGAGGGUUUUGUUUUUUUCUUUUGUUACAACAGUAACGUCUUUCUGUAUGACAGUAUAAUUAAUAUGGUUCAGAUACAUAAGAAUUGAUGAAGGCAAGUAAAAUCUUUGUACUUUUUACAUGAUUGCUGUAUGUAUAUUUUGUUUUAAAUCUAAUAAAAUUAGGGGCAGUGAGCAGCUUGCUGGGGUUCUUGGAGUCCUUGAGAAUUAAACUUGUCCAUACUGCUAUGAAGCAGGAGGCUCCAACCAUAGGACAGGUCUGUAGUUGCCUCCUGAAAUGGUUACUGGUAUUUACUGUGUAUUUGCUAUGUUGCUUGAAAAAGAGACAUUUGUUAAAGAUCUUUUUUACAAUCUGUAUCAAGAAGAAACCUUGUACAACAUGGAAUUAUAUGUUAAACAUGUUAAGGAAGAUAGCUGGCCCAGGAACUGAUGUUUUGUUUGUUUUUGUUUUUGUUUCUGGUCUAGAAUAACUCAAUUUGGUGGUGUGUAAAUUUGAUUGGAGACCUGACUAGGAUGAAGACUGACUAGGUAAAAGGUGAUGGCAGUCCUUAAGUAUCUUCAGGUUGUGACAAGUCCUCCAGCUUCUCAUGAGUUUGGUUUAUAAUUUUGUUUCUGUCUUGUCAUAAAUGUUCAUUUGCAACACAGUUCUGAUGGUGCUGACUGGAAAAGAAAAUCACAUGGUUAUUCAUUCCUCACUGAACCUAAAAUCAGAGAAUUGCCUAAUGGUUUAACACCAAGCCAGUCUUUCUGUGUUUUGUUUCUGAUUUUUUUAAGACGGUUCUUGCUGUGUAGCUUAAGCUAUCCUGGAACUCACAGUGGUCUUCCCUGCCCAGCCUCCCCAAUACUGGGAAUACAACUAUAUGCCCCAUUCCCAGAACAACAAGCCAUUCUUAGCUCAAAGAGUUGAGUGUUCCUAGAUUGGAUGAGCAUCAGGUGAGCAGAGAGCCUUCGUUUACAGCUGGGUCUGUUUGUUACUAGAGACGAGCAGUGGCUGUCCAGAUCAUCAAGGCAAACUGCUCAGUGCUGAACGCGGUGCUUAGAAAGCAUGUAACAGAAAACAGUUGUACCCGAAGGCCGAGUAUAUCACCUACAUCAUUAAAUCAUUGCCACUCCAGCUCGACUGGAGUUUGGAGAAAUAUAAAGAAAUACUUAAGGUUGGGCCCUCUAACCCUGAUUCUGGUGUUGGUGGGAUAUGUUCUGACCAUAAGGGCUUAAAAAUGUCCUGCUGGUUUCAGAAUGCUGCCCAAGGUUGAGAGCAGAUAUGCUGAAUUUCACCUAGGGUUUUCUCAUCUACACAUUAGGAAAUCCUUGUUCUCCUCACUACCUCACAAGGAUACAGAGGGUACAAGAGAAAACACCCAGAGUGCUGGUGUUGUGGGUGAGAAGGCUGCCGAAAGGCGAGCAUCUGUUCUAUUUCACCUGCAGCUGUGAUCAGGAAGACAUGUAAUUGAAUUUGUUGUUGCUGUGGGGAGCUUUUGUGUGUUUGUUUGAGGAAGCAUGCAUGGGUGGAACAAACCUUAAUUACUAUGACUAUUCACUAUGGUCCUCUGCCUACUUGAGAUAGGCUGUUAUAAUUAUCUGGUUUUUCAUAGGAAAGAAGAAAUAUUAAGGCUUAAUUCUGUAAUGUUCAUUGGCUCAUAAUUCAUUAAAAACUCAUACAAGGAA
Molecule: messenger RNA, 3774 nt
Organism: Cricetulus griseus (Chinese hamster)
Lineage: Eukaryota; Metazoa; Chordata; Mammalia; Rodentia; Cricetidae
Source: RefSeq, a predicted model, not a curated record